GUUGCGUGUCGAGCAUAAGCCGGCCCGGCAGGCGCCGGUGGUUGCCGACACAACCCAUGUUCGACGCCGACGCGCCGCAACCGAUGGCAGACUAUUUGUGGGGUGAAAGUUAACGCCAUAGUAGCUCAAUAAUCUAAGAAACACCGAGGUUCCGUGACACGCGCCCAGUUCUCAGGAUGAUGAGUAGGCUCGUUUGUGGUUAUCGACAUGUUUUGUGCAGAAGACUUGAUUCAACGACAGAAGAAGUGUUGCAACUGUGUGCAUAUACUUAUAUCUAGCAUUCUUUGAGUUCACUAACGUGUUUGUGAAACAGCACCGACACACGUCUUCGCGCCCUGCUUUCCGUUUUGAUGUUUACGUGUUAAGCACCACAGAACAUGAGUACAUCGGCAUUCCUGCUUACGCCGCGGGUGUCUGCAAAUGGCGAGCCGGUUCCGCUGCUGGUGGCCAAGACGCACCCAGUGUCCGCUGAGGAGGAUGCCCACUCUGACUCGUGUACAGAGAGCUCUGUGCGCUCCGAGCCGAGGCUGAGUCUGGACCUGGACGCCAAGGCGCUCGGGGUCCCCGGCGGCAUUCCACGCCUUCCCGACUACGCGAUUCCGCUGCAGCCCAAGCUGCUUAAGCAAAUCAAUUCGAUGCACAGCAAGGAGGAGCUGCUUGCGUUUGUGGGACAGUGCUACAUCAUCCUGGACCCGAUCAACCUGGUGACGUGCGUGUACAGGCUGGCACGAAUGUUCACAGGCAUCCGCCAUCCAGAGUCGCGCCAGGCGUGGAAAACGGAGCUGUCGGAGGCGCCGUCUUUCCAAGUGCUGCUGCGCACCAUCCAAUCGCAUAUGCUGGCGGCGCAGAUGCACCCGCCGUACUCGCAGGAGGUCAAGGGCAUUGACGCGCGGUGCGUGUCCAACCUCAUCUGGGCGCUGGUCAAGCUGGACCUGGCUCUGGAGGUGGGCUGCAUCGGCAACGAGGUCAUCCUGUCCAUCUCGCCGCUGGUGCUGCGGCUGCUAGGCCAGUCCAGCCCGCAGGGCCUGGCCAACCUGCUUUGGGCGUACGCCAAGCUGGCGGAGCCGCCCAUCGAGGUGAUUGCAUCCAUCAUGACCCAGAUGACCGACAUGCUGGCGCGCGACCAGACCGGCAACCUGUUCGACGCACAGGCGCUAUCCAACAGCAUCUGGGCCGUGGCGCACGCGCGCAGCAAGCUGGCCAACUUUGACGGCGUGUGCGGCCCGCCCGGCGCCGUGAGCGCCUUCCUGGUGGCCAUCGCCAUUAGCGCCAACACCAUGCUCAAGGCGCUGUACACGCGGCUGGACCUGGCGCACCUGUCCGCCUUCCUAAACAACGUGGAGCACAAGUUCUCGUGCCAGGCGCUGGUGAACAUCGUGUGGUCAUUCGCCACCAUUUUGGGCGAGGAGUGCGGCCAGCACCCCAUCAUUGCGCAGCUGUUCACCAACUCGCGCAAGGAGGCGAUCAUCCGGCUGCGCGCCACGUACGCGGCUCUGCAGACGCAGCAGUCGUGGGUGUACCACCUGCCCGGCGGCUUCAACGAGCAGGCGCUGUCCAACGUGGUCUACGCCUACGAGAAGGCCGGCCUGUUGGACCGCGAGCUGCUGCAGUGGGUCUUCAGCGUGGCCACGCUGCGCCUGGACCGCCGCGACGCGCCGCCGUCCUUCAAGCCGCAGGAGCUGUGCACGCUGCUGCGCGCCGCGCACCUGGACAUCUGCGAGCCGCAGCCCUUCCUGGCCAAGCUGGCGCGCAUCGUGCAGACCAUGCCGUGGAUCGUGCGCAACUGGUCCACCAGCGAGCUGAACGAGCUCAGCCGCGCUCUGGGGCUGCUGCAGCCCUCGCUGCUGGCGCAGCAGCAGCAGCAGCAGCACCACCACCACCACCAACAGCAGCAGCAGCAGCAGGCGGCUCAUGCUGCAGCGGCAGCGCAGCAACAGCAACAGCAGGCGGCGGCCGCGGCGGCGGCGCUGCCGCUGUUCAACCUGGCGGCGGCGGGCGCACCCCUGGACAUGCAGAUGCUGCUACAACUGAACGCUCUGGUUGCCAGCAUGAACAACGGCUCGGGCGGCGGCAUGGGCGGCGGCGGCCCCCAGGUCGUCAACGCCAGCCUGGCGGCGGAGCUGCUUGCGGCCGAGCUGCAGCAGAUGACCCUGCAGAACGCCCUGGCGCAGCAGUUCAACGCCGCGGCGGCGGCGGCGGCCGCGGCAGCGGCCCUGCCCGCCUACGGCGGAGCCGGCAAUGCCGCCGCUGGGCGCAGCAGCGGCAGCGGCCGCGGCAGCUUCGAGGGCUCACCGUCGGGCAUGUCGUCCUCGUCGUCGUUCCCGCCGCACCGCCUGUCGCUGGGCGUGUCCCCCAGUGACCCCGUGGUGCAGCCGCAGCAGCCGCACCAGCAGGCGCAGGCGGCGGCGGCGGCUUUCAACACCAUGCAGGCCAUGCAGUACGGCGCCGCCUCGCGCGCGAUGGGCAUGCAGAUGAUGCCCGCCACCCCCAACGGCUGGUCCUAAAUAGGACCAGCGGGGCGGCACCGGCUUGUGCCGGUUGGCGGUCAUCGCACGCACCUGCAACGGCGUGCGACUGCUCCAAUGGACGCGGUAAGACCAGACAGAACUAGUUUAGCGCAACAAGGAAGAUGCAGCAGCAGGUUACAACGUCAAGCAGUUCGUAGCACCGGCAGCACCGGCCACGAACAAUACAUCCAUGCACAUACGCGAGAGUGCAGCCCUGCCGCCGUGCGGGGCAUGCGCUCGCGCGCGUGUGGCUGGCACCCCCUCCAGUUUUUUCAACUUGCGGCGGAAAAGGAGGAGGUUCAUGAGCAGAUGUGAGGAGUGACAUUGGCGCCCGGCCUGCGUCGGGCGCAACAGCUUUGCCGAGAGUGUUUUGGGCCGCGUUCCCGCACUAUUGAGGUGCGGCCGGGCUCCCUUCGCAGGCGAUGAAGGUAAUAAUAAGCCGACCCUGUGGUUGCUGGUAUGUUGACAGCUUGUUGACAAAAGGGCUUUCAAUUUGUGCCGCUCUGUGAUUUGAUGCCGCUGUCUCUGCGUUGCGUCGCGCUUACCGCGACCAGCCCCCCUGUGCUGGCCACCCGCCACAUAUUGUUGGGCACCAUUUCGAAGAUCGUAGCGCUGGGUGCCCGUGGCAGUGUGGUUGGCGCAGGGCGGGUAGCAGAUGGCAGGGCUCGCAGCCCUUCCAGAACUUGGGAGAGGUUACAACCGGACAACGCCUUGGCGCGCAUGCCCCAAUAAAUGACACGCAACCGCGUGCACGCGUGGAUUGUGUGAUGGAGAUGGUAGGGAGGCACAGGGCUGUGCAGGGACCUGUCAACCGGUGUCGUUUGGUUACAAGUGUGGCCUGUGCGGGUCGCAUUCCACCAUUAUCGGAGUGGGAUGGCGCAGUUAUCCCCCGUCUGCCGCGCACCGGGCAGGCGCUGCCCCUGUGCCAUGUCCUUGUGUACCGCCUCCAUGCCUGCACAUAGCUGCUGUCGCCGAGGGCCUAGUUGUCUAGUAGUGUAGUUCAAGAUCUUUUCAGGACUGCAAACCAUGCCUCAAAAUGUCGAAGAAGGAUGUUGGCAAAUCUUGGGUGGAUACCCAGAGUCAGGUUCCGCAUUUGUUGGUUGCACGCGGUGGCGGUUCAGUGGUGGCCCGCUGAGGAUCAGUUGGCUGUGUGGUGGUGACAGUGGUCGUAGAUCGCGAUCCAUCAAGAUUGAGGUCUUGAAAGUGUGUGCAUAAUGCUUAUUUUUGCGCGGGAUGUGCUUGCAAGUGUGCAUCCCGAGUCCCGGGCUGUGAUUGGAUGAGGGGCAUCGGGAAUCAAGAUAUUGGCUUAUAUGCCAAAGCACUUGGCCCGGCGGAGAUGGAGAACGGGAAGAGGAUCGGAGAAUGGAAUAUGGUACGCGGCCAGGUGGUAGUUGGCGCGUACCUGGGAUAUACGACGCAUUUACAUUCAGCAGCAGUGGGGGGCCAAUAUGCUUGCAAAGCGCUAUGACUAAUUCAGACCAUUGAGCUGUUACGAGACACAGUGGUAGACCGUCAUUCCAGUUCCUUGGAUGGGCUUUGUUGACAGGUAACCCAAGUAUGUGUGGUACAAGAGCUACCCCUCCAUGCUCGACACGUGCUGAUCGAAAAGUUCGUGCAUAUGAUACGUGCGUCCGGGCAUAGUGAAGCAGUUGGCCUUGUCGUAAGCUUGCUGGCAAGGAGAAGCACGGCUGGGGGGCUGGUUAUUUGAGGAUUUCCCACACAGCUCUGCCGGGCACGCUUUGCUGGGGGCGCAGCCUCGCAAUGGAGGCGGCCCGCACGCAGCAAGGCGGUCACGGGCUGAAGAGAUGAUGCCAUGGUAUUUAGUGCCAGUUGAUGGGUGAUGGUUGGGACAGUCAUGCAUUGCGCUUAUUAAGGAUUCCGGUUGCGAAGAAUGCGUGUUCGCGCAGGACGGCGGCUUGCUGGUAACUCAGGGGCCGCAAGUCAGGCCGUGGCCAGGUUACACGUGCUCCAGCUGGCAUAGCUUUGCACGUGUACAUCGGAUGACAGAUUUUGGGGAGUGGACGAUUGGACGGCAAUGCGAGAGGUCAGGCGGCAAGGCGCGACUGCUGUGGCGCGCGGUGGAGGCAGGGCAUGCCCACAGAAGUGAGACGUCUGUUUGCAAGUAUCGAUUCUUUUGUUUUGGUGGGUAGGAAGCACGAACACAUCCCUCCCAAUAGAUAUUGGGAACGUGCAUGGUUGGCGAGAACGCGAAGUGAGAGCGCAACCGGCAAACAGCCCAAGGUUUGCUUGCGCAACCUGGCGAGCGGAUGAUGACGCGGGGACUCGUGGCCCGCACAGGAACUUUGAGAACUGGCCUGACGCGCCGGACAUGCGGACACGCAAAUAAAGGAGUCCGGCGCUGAGGUGAACUUCGUGGUGACCCUAUUGAUGAUGAGUUGUGUAGGUGUUUAGUAGUCAGGUCAACCCGACCCUCCCGUAAUAAAGUGAGAGGAAUAAACAGACCGCGCCGUAGUGUGCGGAGGAGUGGGCGAGCGCCAUGCCCGGCGCAGGUGGGAAGUGGAUGUGGAUGCCGCGGCGCAUGUGAGGGUGUAGCGGGCCGGAAUGUGGGCGUGAUGCGAGAUAUAAACGUGAGUCAAGGGAGCACAGUCCGAGUGUCCCCAAGCCCGCGAAGCUUUCUGCCACACCUGAGCUGUAACAAUAACAUCAU
This is a messenger RNA of Chlamydomonas reinhardtii, 5175 nucleotides long. RefSeq lists its product as uncharacterized. Gene Ontology annotation, cellular component: ribonucleoprotein granule; mitochondrial matrix. NCBI's taxonomy places the organism in Eukaryota, Viridiplantae, Chlorophyta, Chlorophyceae, Chlamydomonadales, Chlamydomonadaceae. Gene Ontology annotation, molecular function: RNA binding. The transcript is spliced from 11 exons. The record is from RefSeq and is a predicted model, not a curated record. The coding region runs from base 378 to 2504 and encodes 708 amino acids. Gene Ontology annotation, biological process: mitochondrial RNA processing; regulation of mitochondrial mRNA stability.